AUUUACCUGUACACCCGUAUGCACCGCCAUAUUGAGAAGCUACUUGGAGUAACAUUUUGGUCUGCGGGAAAUUAAAAUGAGUUCGAUCUUCGUUUCACUAAUUUAAACGAUUUGUAGCAAAAUAAGAAAUUACCAUAUUCAAUGCAUACUGAUCAGAACUUUACCGGUUAAAGGCAAUAAUGUGCCAAAAUGGAGGACGGAAGAGUGGACAGACUGAUCGAAGCCACCUGAUGUUAACUUGAGGUGUCAGAUUCAGAUGACACGUCUUUAUCGAAGCUGAGCUUUAUCCAUCUCCCCAAGUUUUGUAAAAACAGUUUGGAUCAUCUGCAAGCUUUAGUUCUUUGUUUUGAAAUACAGUGAGUGGUCUGUAAUGAAAAUCUUUGAGUAGUGUAUGUUUGAUACACGGAAAUGAACAAAUGAGUAGUGUUGAUCUGUGGUGUUGCUGUAAACCACUAAUGAUGAAAGGUAUCUUGGUACUCCUUUGUACCUUACUUGUUGUUCAAAAUACUGUUGGACCACCUGUAACACAGAAGAAAAAUGAUGAAAAAAAUGAUGGAAACGAGAUAAAUGAAACUGAUAAUCUGGAACCACUUGGAAUUGAGUACUCUCGUUACUUGAAAGAAGUUGUGACAGCACUAGAGAGUGAUCCAGAGUUUAGACGUAAAUUGGAAAAGGCUGAAGAAGCUGAUAUUCGUACAGGCAAAAUAGCUCAAGAACUGGAAUAUGUGAAUCAUCAAGUGCGCACAAAACUAGAUGAAUUGAAGCGUCAAGAACUGGAACGACUCAGACAUUUGGCAAUCAAAGAAUAUGAACUUCGUAAUGGGAUUGACACAGAUCACCUCAAGAUACCACCAGAACAUCUUGAUCAUUCAAAUCCUCAUACUUUUGAGAUUGAAGAUCUGCGUAAAUUAAUUGCAAAGACAACAGCUGAUCUAGCUGAAGCUGAUAAAAAGAGAAGGCAGGAGUUCAAAGAAUAUGAAAUGCAGAAGGAAUUUGAGAAACAAGAGAAAUUAAAAAAUUUAGAUGAGGAACAUAAGCAGCAGCUUCAAAAGGAAAUAGAAGAGAAGGAAAAGAAACAGAAAGCUCAUGAACCACUCCACCAUCCUGGUAGCAAGCAACAGCUUGAAGAGGUAUGGCAGAAACAGGAUCAUAUGGAAAAUCAGGAAUUUGACCCAAAAACAUUCUUCUACCUUCAUGAUUUGGAUGGAAAUGGUGCUUGGGAUGAACAAGAGGUAAAAGCGCUAUUUUUGAAGGAACUGGACAAGCUGUAUAAAUCUGGAGCACCAGACGCUGACAUGAGAGAACGAGUGGAGGAAAUGGAAAGGAUGAGAGAACAUGUGUUUGCCGAAACUGAUACCAAUAAGGAUGGUCUAAUCAGCUACUCUGAAUUUCUUGCACAAACUAUGAAGCCAGAUUUUGAAAAGGAUCAAGGCUGGGAAAGUCUGGAUGAACAGCAAGUUUUCACCCAAGAAGAGUAUCAUGAGUUUGAAAGACAAAGACUGGAAGCCAUCCAGAAAAUGGUUGCUCAAGGACUGAUUCCACCUUACCCAAAUGGCAUGCCUCCACCACCUGGUCAUCAACAGCCAGUUCACCAUCCACAGCAAUUCGCUCCUCCACUAUCACCACAGCAGCAGCAGCAGUACCAGCAAUAUCAACAGCAGCAACAGCAGCAGCAGCAAUAUCAUCAACAGCAGCAGCAGCAGCAGCAACAGCAACAACAACAACAACAACAACAACCACAGCAGCAGUUGCAUACAGCUAAACAGUUCCAGCCUCAUGGACAAGAACAACAAGGUUACGUACCACAAGGAUAUAUGCCACAAGGACAAGCCCCACCAGGUCACCAGGUACAAGGGCAAUUCCCUCAGGGUCAGUUCCCACAGGGCCACCAGAUACAGGGACAGUUCCCACAGGGCCACCAGAUACAGGGACAGUUCCCACAAGGGCAACAACCACAGGGACAGUUCCCACAAGGUCAGGCCUUUAUGCCACAAGGGAAUAACCCACAAGGUCAAGUAAUGCAAGGACAUUUACCACAAGGACAUAUUCCACCUGGAUCAUAUCAGUACAACCAGAUCCCUCAAGGUCAGGCAAAUGUUGGCCAGGUGCCACCAGAUCAGGCCAUUAAACAGAGUCCCCAGGGAAGCCCUGUGCAGCAGGCCCAACAAGGUGAAGACCAGCAACAACCAGGAAAGGCUAAUGUGAAUCCUCCACAAGAUGAUAAAAAAAAGGAGCAAAACAAUGAAAUAGGGUCUAAUAUUAUUGAAACAGGAGAUAAUAAGGCUAAUAAAAAUGCUGGUGAUGCAGGACAAAAUAAGGAACCCAGUGGAAACUUGAAAGAAGCUGCUAUGAAUGUAGUACCCGCCUGUGCCUGUAAUACAUCCUAGGCAGCCAUCAAAAAGUGACACAAAGCAAUAAUUAUAAUUUAAAUUACAUUUUUACAUAUUGAAUUAAUGUUUUAUAUUAAGUUACACUGCAGAUUGAUUAUGUUGGGAGAUGGUAUGAUCAGCUGUACUAUAGACUUAAAGUAGCAUUGUUGGUAUGUUUGUGAUGUUUUUCAAAUAAGAUCUGAGACGUGUAAAGAACAUAAAAUGUGGUGCUAUUCCUUUUCAUGACAUUUUAUAUUUUUAAUGUUUCCUUUGUUGCCAGUCUUAUUCUUAUAAGUAUUGUCAAGUGUCUUCGAAACUACAGUAUUAAAAAAGAAGUGGUAGGGGUGUUGUGAUAUAACAAGGAACUCAAAUUACCUUUAUGUGCAGGCACAGAAGAGCAGAUCAGUCUGCUUCCUUCAGAGAGAUACUGUACUGCUUUCAUGGUCCUUUUUGUAAAUGUGUAAUGUGAAAGUAUGUACCUGUAUUUAUUUUCUGUACAGUUUAAUAUUAUUUUGUAAUGUUGGGGAUUAAAAUAAAAAAUCUUUUAUUUCUGCUGUGGAAA
Molecule: messenger RNA, 2931 nt
Organism: Schistocerca gregaria
Lineage: Eukaryota; Metazoa; Arthropoda; Insecta; Orthoptera; Acrididae
Gene: NUCB1
Product: nucleobindin-2
Exons: 10
Coding region: 417-2387 (656 amino acids)
Cellular component (GO): endoplasmic reticulum-Golgi intermediate compartment; extracellular exosome
Molecular function (GO): calcium ion binding
Source: RefSeq, a predicted model, not a curated record